Messenger RNA from Gymnodraco acuticeps, 998 nucleotides. RefSeq lists its product as uncharacterized. The transcript has 4 exons. Bases 268 to 639 code for a protein of 123 amino acids. The record is from RefSeq and is a predicted model, not a curated record. Gene Ontology annotation, biological process: regulation of phosphorylation. Gene Ontology annotation, cellular component: cytoplasm. Lineage: Eukaryota; Metazoa; Chordata; Actinopteri; Perciformes; Bathydraconidae. Gene Ontology annotation, molecular function: protein serine/threonine phosphatase inhibitor activity.
ACCAUUCUCCUGAUAGUGCAGCCAGUGGGUGUUGCAAAAGGAGGAGCGAGGGAGAGCAAGAGAGAGGGGAAGAGAGGGAGGACAGGCAGGGAACCAGCCUUAUAGAGAAGGAGAGCACGAACAAGACAACGGGAGAUACGCGUGGGAACAGCAGCACACUAAAUAGAGACAGAGCAGCGUUUGCAGAACAACAUAACUUGUGUGUCUGUCCUUCUGUGUGUGUGUGAGCUCAGUGUGUUUCACGGUUCUCCUGAGGCCGUGGCAGCCAUGGCAUCAGAGCCUAGCACCCAGUCCAGGGUGAUGUUCCAGGCGGGGGACAAAACCGAGGAGCCGGCGCACCGCAAGCUGGGCAAGCUGACAGUCAAAUACAACCGUAAGGACCUGCAGAGGAGGCUGGAUAUCGAGGAGUGGAUCGACGGACAGCUGCACCUGCUGUUUGACUGCGAGGAGGAAGAGAUUCCAGAGUUAGAGAUUGACAUAGAUGAGCUCCUGGAGCUGACGGGCGAGGGGCAGAGAACCCGUCUGCAGGAGCUGUUGCAGGAAUGUGAAAAGCCAAAAGAGGUGAGAAACGAUUUUAUCAACGGGCUGCUCUACAGGAUAAAGGGUCUACGCAAAAUGUCAGGUCCCUUGAAGAAAUAAUUAUAGGUCAACUAAAGAAUUGAGACAAUGUGGAGCCUCCGAUCUUCCCAUCUCCCACAUGUCAACCGCAACAUGUCAGUGGGACUCUCUUCCUGCCCUCCCCCCCAGCAUCAGUCUUAACACCAGAGGAGUUUUCAAUGGAUUUUUUUUAAUUCUUUCACUUAAAUUCAUGGACUGCUAUAACAUUUGUCCUCCCAUAAACAAACCAAUAAUGCACAUGUGAUCAAAGAUGUACUGACUUUUGUUUUGUUUUUGCGUAAGACUGUACAUUUUUUCAGUUGCCUAUUUAUGUACAUAAAUAUGUUUUGUUCUGAUAACAGUGUUGUAUGUGGAAAUAAAAUUAAACAUUUUCAAGGCAA